Messenger RNA from Pseudogymnoascus destructans, 1288 nucleotides. RefSeq lists its product as uncharacterized. Lineage: Eukaryota; Fungi; Ascomycota; Leotiomycetes; Thelebolales; Thelebolaceae. The transcript is spliced from 2 exons. Bases 134 to 1288 code for a protein of 384 amino acids. The record is from RefSeq and is a predicted model, not a curated record.
ACAAUGUAAAUCCGGUGGAGCACACGCUCCUUCUCUCCUUCAUACUAUUCAUCGAGUAUUUAAUUACUUCAUAUUGAAAGCGUAGCUUGCUGACAACAACUGACAACGCCUGCAUCUGUGCACAAACCCGAGAAUGUCGUCAUUCGGCUCCAUCCCCAUCCUCGACCUCUCACUGGCACGGGAUCCAGAGACGAAACCUAAGUUCCUGGAGGAGCUAAGGCAUGCGUUGCUUGAGGUUGGAUUUUUGUAUUUGAAGAAUGCGGGGAUUCCGGAGGAGUUGACGGAGAGGGUGAUUAAGGAGGGGGUGGGGUUCUUUGAUAUUCCGUUGGAGGAGAAACUCAAAAUCGAAAUGAAAACCGCCGCCUCCUUCCUAGGCUACUCCCGCCUCGACGCCGAAACCACCGCCCACUCCACCGACCACCGCGAACAAAUCGACAUCUCGACCCCCCACCCCCUCCCCUCCCCCACCGACCCCCUCUACCACAACCUCCUCGCCCCCAACCUCUGGCCCUCCCCCUCCCUCCUCCCCUCCUUCCGCUCAACCUUCGAAGACUACAUGUCCCGCAUGGGCGCCAUCUCCAUGUUCUUCACCACGCUGAUCGCUGAGGCUAUCGGUCUCCCCCCGCAGGCAUUCGCGCACUACUUCGAUGCGUCGCAGCAGCACAAGUUGAAGAUUGUGAGGUAUCCCGAUCUCGCUGAGCUGGGGAUCAAGGGGGAGGGACACGGCGUUGGGCCGCACAAGGACUCGAUGCUGAGUAGCUACCUGUUGCAGGCGUCGGAGCAUAGGGGUUUGCAGGUGCAGAAUACGGCGGGGAAGUGGGUGGAUUGCCCGCCGAUUGCAGGGACGCUGGUUGUGGCUAUGGGGCAGGGGAUGGAGGCGUUGACGGCGGGCGUGUGUACGUCUACUACGCAUCGAGUUUUGUCGCCUGCGCCGGGGACGGGGGCGCGGUACUCGAUCCCGUUUUUUCAGGGGGUGAGUUACGAUGCGACGUUUGAGAGUAUGGAGAUCCCUGAGGAGCUGCGGGAGUUGAGGAGGAGGGUGUUGGAGAGGAAUGGGGGGAGGUUGGAUGAUGUGGAGUUUACGUUUAAGACGGGGAAGUAUAAGCAUCUUGGGGAGGCGACGCUGAUGAAUAGGGUUAAGAGUCAUCCGGAUGUGGGGGAGAGGUGGUAUCCGGAGUUGUUGAGGCAGAUUAGGGAGGAUCAGGCGAGGGAGAUGGAGGAGAAGGAGAAGGGGGCUGGGGGGGCGAAGGUUGAGGAGGCAACUGGGAAGGCCGUGGAGGCUCAUUAG